Messenger RNA from Chara braunii, 4581 nucleotides. The record is from the annotation of a GenBank genome assembly. NCBI's taxonomy places the organism in Eukaryota, Viridiplantae, Streptophyta, Charophyceae, Charales, Characeae.
AGACUUCCAAUGGUUGCCUCUUUCCUCGAUCGGAUCCUUGCCCAAGCUGCAUGGCAAUGCCUUAAUGGCCAACCUACACGCUUUCUUGCAUGCUGCAGUACCAGCUCCGUUGACGGAAGACGGAGUAGCGGUUGUCGAUAUUCGCGCCUAUCUUGCUAAGAUCAACCGCGAGCACGCAUCCCAAAGGAAUCAGUUGGCAGGUGAGGCCAGCAUCAAUAUGCACAACUUUCCUUCGUUCAACAAGAAGGCCCUAGACCUUGAAGCAAAGAUAGGGCCUGGACAUAAUCCCACAACGGAUGGUCGGAAGAAAACACUGUCUCCCAACUGGAAAGCGAAGGGUCGCAUUAUGUUCGUCGAUAACGAUGGUUCAACCAUCGAGUUAGAUGACAACUUCCAGGAGGGAGUAGGUUCAGAGGCUGGCAGCGUAGAAGCUUUAGGGGAUGGAGUAGUCGCUGCCGUAGCACAAAAAGUAACCACGGAUGCCCGUCAAUAUGGCAUUGGUGUCGUACUUGCGCAACAGGAGAGGGAAAAGUUAAGGCAUGUCGAGUACAUGUCUAAGAAGAUGUCGUCUCAUAAGUUGGCCAAGUCCACCUAUGAGAAGGAACUCUAUGCGAUUUACAAGGCUCUGACCCAUUGGAGGCACUAUCUCCUUGGGAGGUUCUUCAUCCUUAGGACUGAUCAUCAAACCUUGAGGUGGAUGAGACCUCUGCCGGUGCUCACUGACGCUCUAAAGCGUUGGAUCGAAGUCAUUGAGCAAUAUGACUUCGACUCGCAGUAUCUAAAAGGGGAGUACAACAAGGUUGCUGAUGCCUUAUCGUGUAGACCUGAUUUCUCAGCAAGUGUGGCCGCGUCGAGGACGAAGACAGCUGGAUUGGCAAGUUGCCUAACGACGACGCCAGGCGGUACAAUCGACGGAGAAGGGGACGACGACGAGCGCGCCACUACAGAGGUCGUCGGUCGUCAGUUUUGGGAUGAUGAACGACAACGAUUGCGUUCCGCGAACACGUCCAGCAUAACGAGAGGGGUGGCGAGAAUCAGUGUGGGGGCCGAAGACGUAUUUGUGGACUGCGAUGGUGGAGGUGGCGAGGAGAUCGCUGCAGACGACGACGGUGAUGACAACGACGAAGACGACGACGGCGAGAUGGAGAUUCGUCCAGUAGGGAGGAAGGGCGGAGGGUCGAGGGCGACAACCAAGGUUAGAGAAUCGCGCACAGGACGGAAAGGCAAGAAGUGCGUCGAAGAAUCGUCGACAGGCGACGUAACAAAAAGCAGGGAUUUUUGGACAGUGGAGCAUAUGAUCGCUCUUAUCAAAGCCAAAAAAGACCAGGAUUUGCAUCUGGCCGGCAUGGGGCACAACUACGGACGGAUGAAGACGAAGACAUGGAAGUGGGACGACGUGGAAAAGAGGCUCGUGCAGAUGGAGGUGACGAGUAGGAAGGCCGUCGACUGCGGAAAGAAAUGGGACAACCUGUACCAGCAGUUCAAAUCCGUGCACAAGUUCAUGGGAGAAUCCGGGAAGCCUAACUUCUUCACACUGACGUCGGGGGAGAGGAGGGAGCGGGGGAAGUUGAAGAGAAACAGCGGAUCAGGCGACAGCGGGGAAAGCCAAAAAGGCAGAGGGCACGUGCCGAAGUCGAAAAGGCAGCGCUUCGAUGACGAGAGCUCCGAACAUACUGCCGACUUUCAGGCCGAGGAAGUGUCGAUGGUGGAUGCACAAGGGGCAGACGUCGUGAGGCGAUUGGGGUUUGGGCAGGACGGGGUGCCGAGGGAGCAGCUGCCCGCUCUGAAGCAAGGCUUGGUUGGUGGUGUCGCCGUCACGUUGGCACGAACCCCAAAGGCAGCAGGGAUUGUCAUGAUGGACGCGCGCGUGGUGAGACAAGUUCCGCCAAUGGUCGGGCACGGGCAGCCACGUCAGCCACUCCCCGCGCAACAGGCGGGGGCUUCAGGGGUGGAAAAAACACCGUCCGCGCAAAAGGUUGACACGACGGCGGGCGGUAGUCAGAUGGUGGCGGGGGAUAACACCACCCGGAGCGGAGUCGCGAAAACUGCGAAAGAGGGGAGGGUUGAUGACGUCCGCCGCGAUGAUGGGAGGAAGGAUGCCAGGGGGGGGGCCGAUGAUGACGACGACCGUCCGGUUUCAGCGAUGGUGAAGAGAGGGGUUAAAGAGGAUGAUCUCGAAGAGAGGUCGAAGUUAGCGCGCAACGUGGAGAAAGUGGUGCUGCGCACCAUCCACGGCCGGAUCUUCAAAUCGUCGUCGAGGUCGUCUGGCUUCGCUCGUGCUCAAUCGUACGUGAUAGUGGACUUCACAACAGAUGUCGCGCGAGCAGUCUGGCAGGCUUUAGAAUGGUCGAAAGUUGUUUCACCUGCCCUCGCCUACCACACGCUGGCGAUGAAGAUGAACGUGCCUAUGUGGUUUGCUGGAUUGAAGAUUGCGGAUAGGCCCGAAGACGACGACAAGGCGGCGCGGCAGGAGGCAACAGUUCUUCGUCUGGCGGACUGCUGGACAGAUGCAGUUUGGUGCGGGCAAUGGGCAGAUGGUGGCCGCGUGAAACAGGAUAGGUUGACGCACCUUGCGGAUUGUCUUCGAGUUUUGUUGAGCGCGUGCAUGUGGAUCAUGGGGAUGGGCGGUGACAACGACCGUUCGCACUACGAGGCAUCAUUCUACACGUCCAUGGUCGCGAAACCAACACUCAUAGCGGCGGGCUCCUACAUCUUCAACUGGCGGCGGGAAAUCGUUGACACCGCCAACCACGAUUCUGGAUCGUCUGGGGAAGGCCCACCUCACGCUGGGAAAUUACCCUUGAGGCUUGGUGUAAAAGUCAUGUCUGCGCAAGCGGUCAAGGACGUCGCAGAGGUGUCUGAGAUGCUCCUCAAGGGUACGACUGUAGAUCAAGAUAUCGUCGAGGUGGAUGAGAGCGUACUGCUCCAGAAUGUCCCUGAAAAUGUGGUUCAUCUCCCUCUGCAAAGUAGCGGGUGCGUUGAGACGGAGAGUUUCAUCCACUUUGCGAGCAAAGAGGACGGGUGCACGCCGCGGGGAAUUGCUGGGUUUAAUGAAACCCAGUCUCAGGACCUCCUCAAGUUGACGCUUGAGUUUGGUGGCCUCGAGGAUCGAGAGUCUAAAGGGUGCCUGGUGGUGAACGUGCUAGUCAGGCAGAAGCUAGAUGGAGUGCUCGACAUUGCGCAUCGGUGGAAUGCCGGUGUACGAGAACGACGAUGGAAAAACGUUGUGGUACUCUCGAAUGAGGUCACAAACUGCGGGCUUCGGGUCGGUCGCAUAGCGUGCGAGUUCCUCGACGUCAACGUCAGCGCACGACGACAGGGUGAUCUCGACGAACGGCUGAGGGAGGGAAGGAGAGAUGGGAGCCAUGGAGAUAGAAGGAGGAUCUGCCUCCAGAGAGAUGAGCUCGGCGUCGGGACAGGGUGGAUCAUAGUGCAAGAGAUCCGUAACGUUCACCGUAAAGAAGGUGACGUUGUCCUGCCAGAUGAAGUGAGGGAACUGCUAAGGCGAGUUGCGUGCCCGGGAGAGGGUGGAGAGGGCGAGCUGGAGGCGCUCGGCCACAGCAAGAGUAGAGUCGUCCAGGUGGUAGUGGACGGUCUCGCAGAGGUCGAGGUCGUCACUGUGGUCACCUUUAGGCGACAGUGGGGCAACAACGUUCUUCUCACCAUACUCGAGUGCGCUGAAGCGGCGCGAGAAGUGGCGGCCCUACUGCGUGGAACAGCGGGGGCGACCGCGGAAAGGGGAACGGCGUUGGGAAGUGUCGUGAGAGGAGGAGGGGGCGUAACCAGUAUGCUAAGGCUGGGAGGAGGGAGUGGAUUGAACACGGGCCCGCAUCCGCUGAUGGGACCUAGCGGCCUCCGCACCUCUUCCUGUUACACAACAAUGAGAUCUGGGAAGUCAACCCAGGUGCAUUCAGCCGAGGAGCAGGCAGAAAUAGACCGUUGGCUGGCAGAGAAAAGAAAAGAGAAAGAGGAGAAGAGGAAGAAAAAGGAGGAGGAAGUGAAGAAGAAGUUGCAAGAAGAAAAGCAGCAGAUGGAGGAGGUUCAGGAGAAGGAGAGGGCCAUGAAAGAAAAAGAGAGAAGGUUGUUGGAGGAGUUGAUGGCCAUAGAAGAGGAGGAACAAGAGGAGGAAGAUGCACAGAGGCUGGAAAGAAGGAGAGGCGGACUGCAACAAGAGCAGGCUGAGAGCAACCAAAUGGGCAACAUUCGGAUGCGCCAGUGGGAAGCAAUGGACUGGUUAGGCCAGCUCGGGUUGCGGGAUGAGUUGCCAGCUGAGACUGAGGAGUAGAAAGAAGCUUUCCUCAAAUUACUGGCGGAAGUAAAGGAUGAGGAAGAGAAACGAUUAUUGGUGGAGGAGAGAAGAGCAGACUUGCAUAACCGCAUGCUGCUAGAGAAAAGAAAAGGGUUUGAUGAGAAGAAGACGAUGAAGGAGGAGGGAGAAAGUUUGCGGAAGUUGCUGCAGCAGCAGAAAGGGAAGCAGGUUGGAAUGGAAAAGAGACUUACCCUCCUCACUGACACCCUCCUCCAUACCAAUGAUAAGCUCACUGCACUCCACCACACCGUUAACAAAGUAGAGGCACAACA